Porites lobata is the source of this 1337-nucleotide messenger RNA. The record is from the annotation of a GenBank genome assembly. NCBI's taxonomy places the organism in Eukaryota, Metazoa, Cnidaria, Anthozoa, Scleractinia, Poritidae.
AUGAUUGACUUGCUUUGUGCCUUCCGCCUGGACGAUCACCCCAUCAGGCUAAACCAAGAAUUCCGUCGGGACCUUACCUGGUGGCGGGAGCUUUUUCAAACCUGGGAUGGCCUCAGUUUCUUUUGUAUGCCCACGUGGGCGCCCGUCCCGGAUUUCCAAGUCUCGUCGGAUGCUGCAGGGUCACUGGGCUAUGGGGCUAUUUUUAACACCAAGUGGUUUUGCGGCGCUUGGUCUAUGGAGCAACGGUCGUUAUCGAUUGCGUACAAGGAGCUCUUCCCCAUCGUUGUAGCCGCCGCCUUAUGGGGUUCUCAGUGGGGCUCUCGGCGGGUCGAGUUCCUGUGCGACAAUGAGUCAGUGGUGGCUGUACUUAAGUCUGGCACUUCACGGGACCACCUCUUGAUGGGGCUGCUGCGUCAUUUAUCCUUGCUGGCUAUACGCCACUCAUUUAUGUUUACGGCGUCUUCAGUUCGCGGCUUGGCCAAUCCAGUAGCGGACUCCCUCUCACGCUUUCAAUUUCAGCGUUUUCGUCGUCUGGCACCUCAAGCCGACCUGACUCCCUGUGUGAUUCCCGAGUCGCUGCUGGCCGCACUCCAGACGUGUUGACCCAGAGGUGUCAGUUUCUGCUCUCCCAGGGACUCGCGCCCUCCACUCGGCGUGUUUAUCUCUCUGCUCAGCGUCGCUAUAUUGACUUUUGCCGCCGGGAUGGUCGCCUUAACAGCGAUGGCCCCUUCCCUCCUGCCGAUGAGGAGACUCUCAUGCGCUUUGCUUCACUCUUGGCCGACAACUUGACCCACGCAUCUAUAAAGGUAUACCUGUCAGCAGUACGUUCCCUUCACAUUGACCAUGGCUUGUCAGACCCUUUCGUCAACUGCCUUCGUUUGCAGCGUUUACUCAGGGGAAUUAAGCGGGUUCAAGGUCCAGUAUCACCCCGGCGCCUGCCUAUCACCCUGGAUCAUCUGCGGGCGAUUCAACAUCGUCUGGACUUCUCCAGGAGAGACCAUGUGAUGCUGUGGGCGGCAUGCUGUUUGGGUUUCUUCGGUUUCUUACGAGCUGGGGAGUUCACGGUGAAUUCUGCAUUUCAGCCUAGUAUUCAUAUGACUGUUGCUGACCUGCAGGCUGAUUCCCUGGUGAAUCCUACCUGUUUUAAAGUUCAUAUCAAGUGCUCUAAGACUGAUCCGUUUCGCAUGGGCUGUGAUGUAUAUGUGGGGCGUGGUGAGGGCCUGGUGUGUCCCAUCCGUGCUUUGGGCAACUUCUUGGUUCUGCGUGGCUCUUCUGAGGGUCCUCUCUUUACUUUUAGUGACGGUCGCCCUCUUACUCGGCAACAAUUGUCAUCCACA